AGUUAGCAAGGGUAUAAUUUUUUUCUUUGGUAAAAUAUCUACACAUUUAAGUUAAAAUUCAUUGGAUUAAAUUUUUGAUUUAUUAUUUAAUCUUAACCAUGGCAUUCUUGGGCAAUGGAUUAAAGGGAGAUUUAUUAGUGUUAGCAUCAGAGUUAGAAAUAGAUGUUAAUCCAACUAUGACAAUAAUUUAAUUGAAAAAAAGCCAUAACAGAAGAUGAUAUGUAUGAAGAGGAGUUCGCUAAAGAAUUAUUUUUUACUAUUAUCGAGGAAAGAAAACAACGUAAGGAAGAGGAGAAGAAGGUUCAGUUGAAGGAGGAAGCUGAAUCAGAGGCGUUGAAAUUAAAAGAAGCAGCUGAAGCAGAGGCAAUGCGGUGAAAAGAAGAGAGAGAAUAUGAGUUGGAGCGAAUGAAACUUGAAGUUAAAUUAAAGAUGGCUGGUACUCCUCAAGUAGAAGGUGCGUGAAAUUCAAAAGAUAUACACUCGUUAGUUCAUAAAUAUGACAUUAAAGAAGAUAUUAGUUUGUAUUUGGUGUUAUUGAGCGCCAAGCACGGAGGGCGGAAAUAGGAAAAGAGUUGUGGAUAACACAUUUGUUGGGUUUACAUCCUUAUGAAAUAACACAAAUUAUUGCCCGUGAACCUGAUGAUAAAGCCCAAGAUUAUGAACACGUUAAAGGACUUUUACUGAAGAGGUUCAAGCUUACACCUGAAAAAUUUCGUCAACUUUUUAUGAAGCAUCUAAAAUCAACUGAAGGAACUUGGCCAGACUUCUAUCACGAACUUUCUAAUUAUUUUGAUGGGUGGAUAACGGGAUUAAAAGUAGAUACUUUUGAAAAGUUAAAAGAUUUGAUUAUAACUGACCAGAUGAAGAAACGAGUUCCUCAAGAAUUUAAAGAGUACUAUUUGGAUGAAUGGAGUAACAUUACAUCUCCAGUAGAACUUGCUGGAAAGUUAGAAGAAUUUGAUGACGUACGAAAAACGAUAAAAUCAAAAGACUCUAGAAGUAUUCCUACAAAGCCAAAAGUGUUACCAAGUCCGCCAGCAUAUCGCAAAAAUUUUACGAAAUAUGAUAAUUAUAGAACUGAUAGAGUUUUGUCUGAAAGAUAUAAGAACUUUAGGAAAGAUAAUGUGUAUGAUAGAAGAGAAGAAUAUAUAGAUAGUAGAAACAAGGAUGUCAACCACAUAAAUGAUCGUAGGGAAACAGGGAUAGGUCGAACAUUUGAUAAACGAAGGACUCCAAAGCGCUAUGAAUGUGGUUCCAGCAACCAUCUCUGUCCUCACUGUCCAAAACUAAGGAAUCCAAAAGAUAUUGUAAAUAUUAACAGAAUCGUGGAAGGAUAGAAGAUGAAUUUUUGGCUCCAUAUACCGUUGUUGGUAAAGUGAAUGACCACUUAAUGCCUAUUUUAAGAGAUACUGGUGCUAGUAUCGAUGUCAUAUGUAGAAAAUAUACAUCUCCCAAUAAGUUUAC
Molecule: messenger RNA, 1464 nt
Organism: Parasteatoda tepidariorum (common house spider)
Lineage: Eukaryota; Metazoa; Arthropoda; Arachnida; Araneae; Theridiidae
Source: RefSeq, a predicted model, not a curated record